Molecule: messenger RNA, 689 nt
Organism: Ectocarpus sp. CCAP 1310/34
Lineage: Eukaryota; Phaeophyceae; Ectocarpales; Ectocarpaceae
Source: the annotation of a GenBank genome assembly
UGUGUACUGCUGCUGUGUACGCUGUGCGCUAGCCCCUGCCAACGGGUACGGCUGUGGGCGUGUUGCACAUCGCCGCGAUGUGGUGACUAGUUGUUUUGUGGGCUCCGUUGUUGGUGACAAACUCACGUAUUUUGGAUACCUCUGAGGACAGGACCGCCUAACAGCAGGGUCAUCAUCGAGGAGCCGGAGCUUGAUCUUGCUGUGGGCUGGGGAAGAAGCUGGGGUUGUUGGUGUCGCCACUUUCGUGCAUCUACAGCAGUCGCUGACGACGGAAGACCAGCAAGCAGCAGGGGGGGUGAUUGGCACCGCACGAGCACAUCGAGUAGGGCAGCCUACGAAGUACUGAACCAUCUGCUGCGUGUUGAGUGUGGAUACAUACGACGUGGCUAACGUCUGCUGCUGAGGAGAUAUAGAGUAGGAGACCAAGGGGGAUUUGUGUGCGCUCGGAUUCAGCUGCGAUGAGCGCUUCUGCUGGAGUCAGCGUGCAGAAGAGGCUCUCUGACCAGAGGGCUAGGCUGCUGGCUUUGGAUUACCAUGACCCCUUCACCGCCGAGUCGCUCGCGUUGGUGGAACGGCUGUUUGAGGAUCUGGUCACCACAACAGAGAGCUACGAGGACCUGCAACAGCGGGUGAGAGAGCAAACGGAUGCAGAGAGCACGCAUACGGGAGGACCCACACCUAUUGUAUGA